AUGGUUUUGCUACGACGUUGGACGACGGUUGUCCUCCUCCCUGUGUCGCCGAAAGCUUGUGGGCACACGAAGGGUCGACGUGUGGUGUCUCGAGAAGAAGCGGUGCUUCGGAUCCGGGCUGCCGCCGACGCCCGGGACGAGGGCGACCAGGACAUAGUCAUCGUGGCCCGGACGGACGCUCGGCAAGCAGCCAACCUGGCGGAAGCCAUAUGGCGAGCGAAAGCGUUUGUGGACCAAGGUGCUGACGUGGUCUUCAUCGACGCGCUCGCCUCGAAGGCGGAGAUGCGCGAGUUCUGCCAGGCGCUGCCGGACAUCCCAAAAAUGGCCAACAUGCUCGAGGGGGGUGGAAAGUCGCCCAUAAUGAGCCCCCUGGAGCUGGAGGAGCUGGGUUUCAAGCUGGUGGCGUAUCCGCUGUCGCUUCUAGGGGUGUCCAUUCGCGCCAUGGAAGACGCGCUCAAGGCCCUGAUAACAGGACGCAUGCCGCCCCCUUCCCUGCUGCCCACGUUUGACGAGGUCAAGGAGGUCGUCGGCUUCAACGAGUACUACAAAGAAGAGGAGCGCUACGCAUCGUUACCGCCGCCAAAACCUCGCUCUAGUUCCCGGUCGGCGGCAUCCCGCCCGGUAGACAAACCGUCUUCUCGCGAACCAACGGUUGCCGUUGAAUCGAAAACGGGCGGUUCAGAUCAGCCCAACACGGAGGCUUCUCGUCCAUCAAUGGGAACCGUCGAUCAGAAAUCGAGCGGUCCAGAUCAACCAAAAACGGAGGCCCCAAAAUCGAAACCGAAAGCCGCUUGGGCAGGACCCCCGCCUCCGUCCGCUGACGAGAUCGCGAAGCGGAGAACGGAAUGGGGGCUGGGCUCUUCUCCCGGUUCUAGUUCGUCAUCGCCUCAGUCGACUGCUCAAGCAUCGGAGAAACCGGUCAGCAAAAGUACAGAAGUCGUCAGUCCCGGGGUUAGAACUACAGGGGACGAAGAGGAGGGAGCUCCGGCGGGUUCUCGAGCGGAUUCCGUUACAAGGCUGGACGGAACGCGGCCAACGGAGCCGACGGCGGCGGAAGCGGCGAUGAAGACGGCGGAGGACGCGGCCGCGGCCGCGUUAGAAGAGGCGGAGCGGCUGAUCGCGGCCGCGGAAAAGAAGGCGGGGGGUGCGAACGAGGGGUCUGGCAGAAAAGAACCCACCGCAGCCAAGUCCGUCGAGAUCGAGACUGCGGACGGGUGGCGAGACCUAACUUCGGACGAGAGCAGCACGAGCGUCCGGUCCGAAAUGAAGAAUCUUCCCGGGUUGCGCGGCCGGCAGAUUCGCAUCCGCAUCCUGGGUCCGGACGGCGAGAAGAAGCUGGAGUUCAACGUUCCGGCUGGAUUCCUCGACGGUCUGUCAAAUGUAGUGCCAGGGGUCGCUGGCCUGGAUCUCCGGGCCUUGUUGGAGGAGUCUCUCGCACAACGGCGCGCUACGACGCCCAGCGGAGCGAUUGUCGACGUUCAGAGCGGGGCCGACCGAAUCCAGAUUUUCCUCGACUAACUCGAC
This is a messenger RNA of Klebsormidium nitens, 1524 nucleotides long. Lineage: Eukaryota; Viridiplantae; Streptophyta; Klebsormidiophyceae; Klebsormidiales; Klebsormidiaceae. The record is from the annotation of a GenBank genome assembly.